Monodelphis domestica (gray short-tailed opossum) is the source of this 7156-nucleotide messenger RNA. RefSeq names its product coiled-coil domain containing 186 (gene CCDC186). Lineage: Eukaryota; Metazoa; Chordata; Mammalia; Didelphimorphia; Didelphidae. Gene Ontology annotation, molecular function: small GTPase binding. The record is from RefSeq and is a predicted model, not a curated record. Gene Ontology annotation, biological process: vesicle cytoskeletal trafficking. Gene Ontology annotation, cellular component: trans-Golgi network.
GAGCUAAGGGCCGGUUCUACGGCGUCCGGCGUCGCCGCCAUCUUUGUUGAUGUGUCAGCUCUGUUGGGGUUUGGGGAAAACUGUGGCGGGUGAAGAUUAAGGUUCCCGGCCUUCCUCAUCGCGCCUCCCCCCCAGUCCGAAUUGAACCCCUACUCCCUUGGCCUUCCAGACAUCGCUAUGGAGAGGUUGACAACUUAGCUAAUUGCCUCACUGCCGGAUUUAUAACAAGGAAAAAUCAGAAGAUCAUAAGAAAUGCAGAGUGAAUUGGUGCCGGUUAGCUUGUCUGAGACAGAGAAUAGACCUUCCAUUUUAUCAGAUAGAACCAUUGGCUGUGCAUCUACAACAAAAGAAGGUUCUACAAGCUGCUUUUCUGGAGAUGAAGAGAGCAGCUUAAAUGACGACUCUAAACUGUUUCCAUCAAAAAAAGAGAUGACUUCACUUUCAUUUCCUGAAGGUGAUCAAAUUGAAGCAAAAAAGGGUUUCUCACCAGAUCAUAGUGGAGUUGGAAUUUCUUGUACAAAAGCAGACACAUAUGAAGAAAAAUCUCAGAGAAUAGCUCAUUUUCCUAGUGGAGAUUUUGCAGAACAAGUAACAAAGACAAAUGAUACAGAACAAACACUAACAGAAAUAUUGCAAGAAUUAAAUUCACCUAAGCUUACAGAAACAUCUAGUGAAAAGACUUAUUCAGAAAGUCUAUAUGAUACAGAUUGCACCAAGAAACUUAUUUCAAGAAUACAAAAUGUUUCAGCACAAGAAGACUUGUUGGAAGAAAUUGAAUCUGAGCUCUUAUCUGCAGAACUUUCAAAUGAACAUAGAGUACCCAAUGGUAUGAAAAAAGGUGAACACGCUUUAGUUAUGUUUGAAAAAUGCGUACAAGAUAAGUAUCUGCAGCAGGAGCAUACUAUAAAAAAGUUAAUUAAAGAAAACAAGAAACAUCAGGAACUUAUUUUAGAAAUUUGUUCAGAAAAAGACAACCUAAGAGAAGAACUUAAAAAACGAACAGAAACAGAGAGACAACAUAUAAACAUAAUUAAACAGUUAGAAGCAAGAAUAGAGGAACUCAAUAAAGACAUUAACAUUUCCAAAGAAAAACUUGUAACUCAAGAUGCUGCAGCCAAAAAUACAAUUCAGCAAUUACAUAAAGAGAUGGCUUUUCGAAUGGAACAGGCAAACAAGAAAUGUGAAGAAGCUCGCCAAGAAAAAGAAACAAUGGUGAUGAAGUAUGUCCGAGGUGAAAAGGAAUCUUUAGAUCUUAGGAAGGAAAAGGAGGGACUUGAGAGAAAACUCAGAGAUGCAAAUAAAGAAAUUGAGAAACAUGUUAACAAAGUUAAACAACUUUCUCAAGAAAAAGGAAGACUACACCAGCUUUAUGAAACAAAGGAAAGUGAUGCCACUAGAAUGAGCAGAGAAAUUGACAAAAUGAAGGAAGAUAUCAACUCUCACAUCAUCAAAGUAAAAUGGGCACAAAACAAAUUAAAAACUGAAAUGGAUUCACACAAGGAAACCAAAGAUAAACUCAAAGAAACAACAAUAAAAUUAACUCAGGCCAAAGAAGAGGCCGAUCAAAUAAGGAAAAAUUGUCAAGAAAUGAUAAAAACAUAUCAAGAGUCAGAAGAAAUUAAAUCAAAUGAACUAGAUGCAAAACUCAAAGUCACAAAAGGAGAACUAGAAAAACAAAUGCAGGAAAAAUCUGAUCAGCUAGAGAUGCAUCAUGCCAAAAUAAAAGAAUUAGAAGAUUUGAAGAGGACAUUUAAGGAAGGUAUGGAUGAACUACGCACACUAAGGAUAAAGGUGAAGUGUCUAGAAGAUGAACGGUUAAGAACAGAAGAUGAAUUAUCCAAAUAUAAAGAGAUUAUUAACCGCCAAAAAGCUGAAAUUCAAAAUUUGUUGGAUAGAGUUAAAAUCGUAGAGCAGUUACAAGACGAACUUCAAAGAGGGAAACAAGAAAUUGAAAACUUAUCUGAAGAAGUGGGAAGUCUGAAUUCUUUGAUUAAUGACCUACAAAAAGACAUUGAAGGCAGUAGAAAAAGAGAAUCUGAGUUGUUGCUAUUUACAGAAAAAUUAACUAGUAAGAAUGCCCAGCUUCAAUCUGAAUCUAAUGCUUUACAGUCACAAUUUGAUAAACUCUCCUGUAGUGAAAGUCAGUUACAGAGUCAUUGUGAACACAUGAGGCAGACUAAUACUGAUUUGGAAAGUAGGUUGUUAAAAGAAGAAGAACUUCGAAAGAAUGAAAGCCAUGCUUUGCAAGCAGAACUGUCUUCUAGACAAAAAGAAUUAAAAGCAUUAAAUACACAAGUAGAAGAACUAAAAGAUGAACUAGUUACCCAAAGACGUAAACAUGCUUCAAAUCUCAAAGAUCUCACCAAACAACUUCAGCAAGCACGAAGAAAAUUGGAUCAGAUUGAGAAUGGUAACUAUGAUAAAGAAGUCAGUAGCAUGGGAAGUCGUUCUAGUUCAUCAGGGUCCCUGAAUGCUCGAAGCAGUACAGAAGAUCGAUCACCAGAAAACAUGGGCUCUUCUGUGACUGUGGAUAACUUUCCAGAAGUGGACAAGACUAUGCUGAUUGAGAGGAUAGUAAGGCUGCAGAAAGCUCAUGCCCGGAAAAAUGAAAAGAUUGAAUUUAUGGAAGAUCAUAUAAAGCAAUUGGUAGAAGAAAUUAGGAAAAAAACCAAAAUAAUUCAGAGUUAUAUCUUACGAGAAGAAGCAGGCACACUGUCAUCAGAAGCAUCUGAUUUUAACAAGGUCCAUUUGAGUAGACGAGGAGGCAUCAUGGCAUCUUUAUAUACUUCCCAUCCAGCUGACAGCGGGCUGACAUUAGAACUCUCUUUGGAGAUCAAUCGAAAAUUGCAAGCUGUUUUGGAGGAUACAUUACUAAAAAAUAUUACUUUGAAGGAAAAUCUACAAACACUAGGAACAGAAAUAGAACGUCUUAUUAAACACCAGCAUGAGCUAGAACAGAGGACGAAGCAAACAUAACAGAAAAUUCUUGCACAGUAAACAGACAAAAGCUGCAGAAGGAACAGGUGCUACAGACAUCGGUGGCGUUUUGAAGUUUUUCUUAUGAUUUUUGUGUCAAUCAGUGAAAGUAUGUUUUUGCCUGUUCAAUACAAAUUUGUCAAAAUUGAACUUUUUGAUAUGACCCAUCCUUCCAGAAAGCUAUUCUCUGACCAUUUGAAUGAAUUGCUGCGUGUACUGUAAGUAGCAUAAGCUUCAAGAUUUUAAUUGCUUGCACUGUGGAAUAUAACAUUCUAUUAAUGAUGAAUUUUUUAAAAGAUUGUUUAAUUUGCUAAUAGUCAUAUCAGAUGCUGAAAAAUACUAUAAGGGCUUUCAAACACUAUUUUUCCAUCUCUCUUCCCAUUAACAUGCCUUAUACAUAAAAGGUGAUUCAGCCUUUUUAAAAUAUGCAUGAAAAGACAGGCGUUAAAAACCAUUCAUUAAUAUGCACUUUCUUACUCUAAAAUAAGCUGAACACAAAUAACUAUAAUACAUUAACUUUGGAAUUUUCAUUACAUUUUGCCAUAUGUGGUAGAUUGUAUUUGGUUUUGUGACUUAAUUUUUAAAUUGAUAUUUGAAGUGGAGUAGAAAAGUUAGCUAAUAGUGACAAUGUGUGUAGUAUCCAGAGAGAAGUUCAAAUAUUUGUUUUUCUCAGUGUUUGGUUUGGACAUUAAGCUUUUCCUACAACUAGAUACCUUUUUUUUUAGUACCUAUGCAUGGUUCGUUGUAUUUAAAUGCUUCUCAUUUUCACAAAUAUUUUUUGAUUGAUAGCUAAAUGAUUUCCUAGAAUUCAUUUCCAUAAAACUGAUUCCCCAUAGUAUGUCUUUAAAAAGUUUUCAUUGAUUUAAAUUCAAAUUUUAAAAUUUGUUCUAGUCAGAACAAUAGGCUCUGUUUUAGAAGCCAUGAUAUAUGUAUAUUCCUAUAAGAAGAAAAAAUGUAAUAGUGUUUGGAAUCCAAGUCACAAGGAAAAACAGCAUUCAUAUGUUUUGUCAAGACAUUUUAUUUGUAUCCUUUUCCUUUGCCUUGGUAGGUCCAUUUUAUACUGUAAAUUAUAGCAUCAUUUCUCAAAAAUUAUUAUAUUUUUAUUUAAAACACACAAUCACCUAUGUGUAACCAAAGGAUUUUUAGAGCCAAAUGCAUAUACCUAUUGAGAGAUUUUACUAUAUUUAUUUAAAAUAUGUACUUCAUUUUUCUGAGGGUUAUCAAUAGUAAUUCUUACAUAAAUUCCAUUAGGACAGGGACCAUUUUUUAUCUGUUUUUCUUCCAUUGCCUAGUCAGUGCUUUGCAUAUAAUAGGCAUUUAAUGUUUAGUGUUUCUUGAAUAUUUUCUCUUGUCAAGAUGCUACUUAAAUUUGCCCUCAUCCCUUAGAAUUUUCACAUUCAUUCAUGUACAUAAAUUUCAUUACAUUCAGAUUGUUGUUGUGAAUACAAUGCCUUGGCUAAUAUUUGGUGGUUAUUACUGUCAAAGUGAUUAGUUUUUGUUUAAUUUCAAAAAAUUUUAAAGGGAAAUGGAUCCCUGUAGGCUCUGGUUAUUGCUCUUGAAAGUGUUUUUUUUUUUUUAAAGAAAACUGAACUCUACAGGAGGAUCCAUCAUGGUACAUCCCUUUUAUUUGUUUUAAAAUUCUACUUAUUAAUUUGACAAUGUUAAAAAAAAGAAAUGUGCUAAAUAAGGCUAAUAUUUAAAUGCUUAAUUUCUGUGGUGCAGCUUAUAUUUUCUGUACAUUUAAUUCAUAUACAUCUCGUACCCAACUCCUAUUCAGAAAUUCAUAAAAUUAAAUUCAGUGAAGAUUGUUUAUGUUAGCUGAGAAUUAGUAUUGAUAUGCCAUAAUGUGUCUUAUUUUUCAUAUGUAUAAUUUAUGAAAGUAAAAAAUGAAUAACUGUAUAGGGUAAGUGCAAUCAUACCUGUCUUUUUCUCCCCAUUAUUUUAGGCCUUCAUUGACACUCCUAGUGACUGCUUACUAUAGCCAGAUUUUUGCUCCUGUAUAAUCAAACCAUGCUUGAUUUGUCAUAUAAAUGUAUCUAUGAGUUACAAUUUUAGUUUUUUUCCAUCUAUGAAUCAUAUACCCAGGAGGCCAAGAUAAUUAUGUAUCCAUUAUGUACUAUUUAGAUAAACUUUUAAAAUUUCUAUAUUUCUCAGAUGGAAAUAAAUUAUUCUAGUAUUUAUGUUUGCCCAUGUCCAUUUGAAUAAAUCUUUACUAGGAAGUUAGUUUUUGGAAUAAAGCCAUUAGAAAGUGUGUUGAUCAUGUUCUUAUUUCUAAUAUAAGUACAAGACAUUGUAGACAUCCUUUGAAGAAAAUAUUUUACUUUUUUUUUUUAAACGAUAUACACUUCAGCCUUAUAUAUCUGGAUCAGGACUGAGAAAAAUGAGGGCAUACAAAAAUCCAGAUUCUCCAGAUAGAUAACUAGCUGUAUAGAGAACACAGUAGAUUUAUACCUAGUUCAUUGUGUAAGCAAAUGCAAUAGUAUUUGUGUAGACUCUUGUUAUUUAAACUAUAUGGGAAAAAAUGAGGGAAAGGUAGUUCAGAGACCUGGAAAAAUAACAUGUAUGCUCUUAAAAAGAAAAUCAUACUCAUUAAAGACUCAAUACAUUAUUGGUAUCUUCAGCUAGGUAUCAGUAUUUUAGGUUCUCUGGAUAGUGGGGAAUAGCAUAUGUAUAAGUUAUCACAUCUUAAAAAGUAAAUAUAAGUAUUAAAAAUUACUGACAAUUUUCUCAUAGUAAUUCAACUCUUAACCCUUCAGCCAGUUUUGUUUUGUUUUUAAGAAUUAUAAAUGGAAGAUUUAGCAUGAGGGUAUAAAAAGAAGGGUAGUUUUUGAAUUACUUUUUAAAUUAAGCAAUGUCUUUUUCUCAUAUGCCCUGUUUUCUCUGCUGCACACAUGUGAGGAAUAUUUUUUUUUCCUAAUUAUAUAAUCUUGUGCAGUUUGGAAUUUUUUAGUGUGUGCAUUUAUAUUCAUAGAUUUGUUAUCGGAUUACAUAUGCACAAAUAUUAUUUAAAUAUGUAAUGAUUUUUAACCAUGGGCGGGGUCAUUGAUGAAUGGAAUUCAAUUCAUGGAAACAGAUUUAGGAUAUCCAAUUUUUAGAAGUCAUUUCAAGGGUAAUUACUGUAUAAUUCAGUUCUAUUGAGGUGAUCAAGCUAAGGGAUUGAUAGAGAAUAACCAAAGAUACCAAUUUAGUUUUAUAUUUUCAGAAAAUCAGUUCUAAGGACACCUGUUAUAGAUAACAUGGCCCUUUAUAACAGGUUAGGCAAAUGUUAGGGAAAUUUUAGGCAUAUGUAUAGUUCGAUGGCCCAAUGUUGCUUUGAGUAAAUUCUUUUUUUUUUUUAAAGGAAUGCUUUGUCUUACUGAAAGAGAUUACUGUGGUUCCACAGAUUUUUCAGCAUUAACCAGACUUUGAUACUUAUUUAUUUUUUCUUUUAAGAAAACUCUUAUAACAUAUGGCAUUGGCUUUCUAGUAAUGUUUUUAGAUUACUAAUGCCAACUGGUAUUGCUGACAAACGCAUCUAAUUAUGUUGAAAUAUCAUGUCAGUUUCUUAAGCCAAAAAAAAAAUUCCUUUUGCAGUAUGUUUAAAUUCAUUCUUUCCUACAAAGUUUUACAUGUGAAUUUAAAACUAGAUUUCAAAAAAAACCUUUAGACUAUGUUAAUACUUUAAAUACUUCAUGGCACCCUGGUGAAAAUCUUUUAUAGGCCAUCUUUUCGUUCAUUGUGCUUUCCUGUUCUUGUGCAUAUUGGCUCUAGUGACUUGUGGGUUCCCCCCCCCCAAUAACCUUAAAAACAAAAUCCUUUUGACACUUAAGAACAUUGCUCUUUUUAGAAUCUUUAUUGCCAGUUGGUGGCACUAUUAACCAGAAUUUCAAAAGAGAUAAUUAAUUGAAAAUGUCUCCAAAUAUUAAGAUUUUUGAACAAAAUGAUUAAAUGAUGGUAUAGUUGUAUAGUAAAGAUGUAUUUUUAUUCCAGAAUGGAAAGUUUUUUAAAAAAUUUCUGUGUGUCCAUCUGUCUGAAGUGAAAUUUGUUUAUAUUCCUGGAUAUGUGCAUAAUAGACACUUUGAUUUCAUUAAAAUGUUAAUUUUGUAGAUAUGAUUCUGUAUAAAUGAAGUUUUUAAAGAAGUCAUCAAAAGUUCCACUGUAUAUAUUAUACUAUUAAAAAGAAAACAUCUGCAUACUAUAA